Cadophora gregata is the source of this 1101-nucleotide messenger RNA. RefSeq lists its product as uncharacterized. The transcript is spliced from 3 exons. The coding region runs from base 1 to 1101 and encodes 366 amino acids. Gene Ontology annotation, cellular component: plasma membrane. The record is from RefSeq and is a predicted model, not a curated record. Gene Ontology annotation, molecular function: water channel activity. Gene Ontology annotation, biological process: transmembrane transport. Lineage: Eukaryota; Fungi; Ascomycota; Leotiomycetes; Helotiales; Ploettnerulaceae.
AUGCUCACCGAGAAUACUGGGCAUUACAACGACAGCAAAGCCGCAAAAGCGGCUGCGCGUAUGAUAAAGGGAACUUUGCACUCCCUCCCAAAGUCAGUCCGUGGCCAUGUCGUCGCCGUGAUAGGCGAGUUCGUGGGAACACUCCUCUUCCUAUUCUUCGCAUUUGCAGGAACACAAGUUGCAAAUGUGUCGUCGAACCCAAACACCGGGACGACUGUCAUCACAGAGACAGUGCAGAAGACACCACAGCAAUUGCUGUAUAUCAGUUUGUCAUUCGGUUUCUCGCUGGCUGUCAAUGCCUGGACAUUUUUCAGAAUUUCCGGAGGACUGUUCAACCCAGCAGUAACAGUCGGCAUGUACCUAAUCGGCGCCAUCGACAUCGUACGAGCCGGCCUCCUCUUCGUCACCCAAAUCAUCGCCGCCAUCGCCGCAGCCGCCAUCGUUAACGGUCUCUUCACCGGCGGUCUAAACGUCAGCACAGAACUCAGCGCCACCACGACCGUCACGCAAGGCGUGCUGAUCGAGAUGCUGUUGACGAUGUCGCUUGUCUUCACGAUUUUCAUGUUGGCUGCUGAGAAACAUACGGGGAAUUUCAUUGCGCCUGUGGGGAUUGGGUUGGCGCUUUUUAUAGCUGAGUUGACUGGCGUAUUCUGGACCGGCGGCUCCCUCAACCCCGCCCGCUCCUUCGGCCCCGCCGUCGUAACCAAAUCUUUCGCCGGCACCCACUGGAUCUACUGGGUCGGCCCCUUUGCCGGCGCCAUCCUCGCAGUCAUUGAAUUCAAGCUGAUCAAAGCUCUGGAAUACACCACUGUGAAUGGCGAGGAGGUCGAUGUCGCGGCGCACAUUGCUGGCAAGGAGAAGGGGAGGGAGAGGGAUUUGGAGGCUGGGAGAGUAGAUGAUGGUGUGAAUGGUGGGGAGAGAAUCCCGAGGAGUCCGGCUAGUCAGGCGACGACGUUGGGGGCGAGUGAUCAUCAUCAGCAUCAUCAGAAUGCGAGGACGGAGGGGGUGCAGGGUGUGCAUGGGCCGGGGUUGGGGAGUGUGCAGAAUACGCAUGCGGCGCUACCGCAGGAUCCGGAUUUGCAUAAGAUGAGUGGGUACUAA